CCUAGGUUGAGAUAUGCAGUUGAGUUCGUGUUCCCCAGCACUUCCCGCCAAAAGCUCAGUGGCCGACGUGUGAAGACGCGCUGGUCCUGAACAAGAGGUGGCAAUUGCACCAUAGAACGGCGAAAUGGAAUCUCUUACCACGGGGGCGAUUGCUAAUAUUGUGGAUGGGGGACAUCCAGAAAAACCUGUUGUCCAGAUUUUGACAAUGAAGCGGAUUCCCAAUAGUUCUCAAGAGCGGUGGCGUCUCCUCCUCUCUGAUGGGAAAUGGUCCAACAGUUUUGCUAUGUUGGCCACACAGCUGAACCCAAAAGUAGACUCGGGCGACAUCACAAACAACUCCAUUAUCCGUAUGGACAGAUAUGUGUGCAACACUGUUCAGGAGAAUAAGAAGGUAUUGAUUAUCCUUGAUCUCAGUGUGAUCAUGACAGGUGCAGAAGUUGGAAAGAAAAUAGGCACUCCUGUCACCUAUGAUUCCAGUAAGAUUGCUGCACAACAACAGGAACAACCACAGCAACAGUACAAAGCUCCAGCAUCCAAAGUUGCACCAAACAUGUCAUCUGCAGGGGGAAAUGUGGCACGCAUUCCUCUUGCCCAGCACAAUGCACCUGCCAAGGGACCAUGUGUGACAAAGACUCCAUCAGGUGGCAAUGUUCAUCCUAUUGAAUCCCUCACUCCAUACCAAAAUAGGUGGACAAUCUGUGCUCGUGUCACCAACAAGUCCGGCAUCCGUACAUGGUCUAACUCAAGGGGAGAAGGAAAGCUCUUUUCAAUGGAUCUUCUGGAUGAGACAGGAGAGAUUCGGGCCACUGCCUUCAAUAAUGAAGUGGACAAAUUUUAUGAUAUGAUAGAGGUUGAUAAAGUGUACUUCAUCUCCUCUGCCACCCUCAAGACUGCCAAUAAACAGUAUUCCAACCUCAACAAUGAAUAUGAAAUGUCAUUCAAUAGGACAACUGAGGUCACACCAUGUCAUGAACAAACUGCCAUCCCAACAAUGCAGUUCAACUUUGUGUCCCUAGAUCAGCUGGAAUCUCUCCAAAAGGAUGCCAUCUUGGAUGUCAUUGGGGUUUGUAAGGAGACACAUGAUCUGUCUCAUGUCAUCAUGAAAUCAACAGGCAAGGAGCUAACUAAACGGGAUAUUCAAAUAGUGGAUACUACUGCAAGAGAGGUUCGCCUUACAUUAUGGGGAACUCAAGCAGAGACAUUUGAUGGAUCACAGCAACCAGUUGUGGCAGUGAAAGGAGCCAAGCUGUCAGACUUCAAUGGAUGCUCCCUGUCCGUUCUCAGUUCAUCCUGCUUACAGAUAAACCCUGACAUUCAAGAGGCUCACAUGUUGAAGGGAUGGUUCGAUAAUGGUGGCAACGUAGCAGAGACUGUCAACCUUUCAGGAAAAGGUGGUCUAGCUGGCAGUGUUGGAGGUACCUUCAAGCUAAUUGCUGAAGCAAAGCAGAACACAGGAACUGACCAACCAGAAUAUUGCUGUGCCAAAGGAUGUAUUGUGAUGGUUCGAAAAGAAAACAGUAUGUACACAGCCUGUCCCAGGGAUGGAUGCAAUAAGAAGGUUGUGGAUCAGGGCAACGGGAUGUAUAGAUGUGAAAAAUGUGACCAGACAUAUGACACAUUUCAGUGGCGCAUUAUGCUUCAGGCAUGUGUGGCUGACAUUUCAGACAGCCAGUGGAUCAGCAUAUUCCAGGAUCAGGCAGAGCAACUGCUUAAUACAAAUGCAAAUGAGCUGGGUGCCUUGAGAGAAACAAACAAAGAUGACUUUGAGAAAAUAAUGGAUGGCAUCCUUUUCAAGAACUACAACUUCAAAUUGAGGUGCAAAAUAGAGACAUACAAUGGAGAAAACAGAUGGAAAGCUUCAGUCAUGAAUCUCAAUCCUGUGGAUCCCCAAGAGCACAGCCAGCGAUUGAUCACAGAGAUCAAACAGUUAACUGGGCAAGCCUGAGGAUCAAAGAGAUCAAACAGUUAAAGGGCAAGCCUAAGCACACAUUUAUGCUUUACUUUGUGAUUACUUACACCUACCUUUUUAAGCAUUGGAUACAAAGAAUGUUCUGAAUAAUUUACUUUGGAAUUUUCUUCUUUCAUGUCAUUGUAGUAAUAUCUAUUUUUUAUUUAUUAAUUUAUUUAUUAUUUUGUUUUUAUUAGUUUGCAGUCCAGUAAAUCAACUGUCACAAAAAACAAAAUUUAUCUUCAAAUAAAGAAAAUUUGUAUCAAAACUUCUCUUACCUACAUUAUUUUCUUGUAACACAUAUAUGAAAUAAAACACAUUCAUGCUAUUAUAUAUACAAGAAAAUAUUUUUCUUAAAUAACAAAGUAAUCUUGUAUGGCAUGCAGGGAAUACAGACAUUGUAAAUCCCCAUGUUAUGCAGAUGUGGAUCAGAAGUCUGAUUAAGAAGUAAAGCAUGCUUUGCCACAAUCAGCAGGUUUAGAUAGCAAGUGAGGAACAGUCCUCAUUUCCUGAAUCUGUCCUUGUCUCUCUCGUUAAUCAAGAGGUCACUAAGAAUUUCUGAGAUGGUCAGCAAUCAUGUAUAUGGGACCACAAUUAUAAUUAUACUGGGUCUCCUUCAUGACUGCUUGAUAUACUUAUAAAGCCUUCUUUAGGUGAUAUCAUCCUCAUGAUAAGUUAUGUGGUGAUUUUGGUCAUAUUUGUUUAAUCAGUCACUGAGCAUUAUAACAGCCUUACUACAAACUGCCCUUUAUCAGUUAGAUUAACACUGAUGACCCCUGGUUUUUAUGUAAUGUUUGUGGUUUUCUAAAACUUGAUUCCUAUUGUUUACUGAAGGGAAACGAGUUGGAGGAAAAUGAUGAAUAAUUGGAUUGAUUGGUGUCCUUUAGAUGUACAUGUUUUAAUGUAAUAUGAAGUAAUGCUUUCACAGCAACUUGCAGAAGCAUUAACUUAAAAAGAAGAAUGGUUAUAUUUUUUGUUCCAUUAUUACUAUUUUGUUUUAUUAUUAUACAUUGGAUUUAGGGGCAAGAUGAUUGCUUGGGAAAUACAUCAUACUGUACCACAUUAUUACUCGGGUUAUAUUCAAAUAAAUUGUUCAGUAAAUUCAUAAAAAUUUUGUGUGAAAUAAUAGUAGUUUUACAUACUAUGUUUUGUCUUUAAACAUGAAAAUAUAUAUUUGGUUCAAA
Molecule: messenger RNA, 3132 nt
Organism: Scylla paramamosain (green mud crab)
Lineage: Eukaryota; Metazoa; Arthropoda; Malacostraca; Decapoda; Portunidae
Gene: RpA-70
Product: replication protein A 70 kDa DNA-binding subunit-like
Exons: 14
Coding region: 125-1945 (606 amino acids)
Biological process (GO): DNA replication; nucleotide-excision repair; telomere maintenance via telomerase
Cellular component (GO): nucleus; DNA replication factor A complex
Molecular function (GO): single-stranded telomeric DNA binding; damaged DNA binding
Source: RefSeq, a predicted model, not a curated record